Messenger RNA from Choloepus didactylus (southern two-toed sloth), 5833 nucleotides. RefSeq names its product protocadherin alpha-C2. The coding region runs from base 943 to 3813 and encodes 956 amino acids. Gene Ontology annotation, cellular component: plasma membrane. The transcript is spliced from 4 exons. The record is from RefSeq and is a predicted model, not a curated record. Gene Ontology annotation, biological process: homophilic cell-cell adhesion. Gene Ontology annotation, molecular function: calcium ion binding. Lineage: Eukaryota; Metazoa; Chordata; Mammalia; Pilosa; Megalonychidae.
UUUAAAUGAUAGUAGUUUUUCCCAAAUGAUGAUGAAGUAAGAUGGGGAGGGGAAUGGGGCAGUUUAACCUACUGGUAGUAAUUUAAAUUCUGUUAAACACAUAGGAUGCUAGUUCUUGGUAUGGUAAGUAUUUUAUACAAAGGAAUCCCAAACUUUAAAACAUUUUUAUAUCUAAUAGUCUAAAUUAUUGUAUGUUUAUGUACACUCACACACACUCAUGUACAAACCCAUACACACAUUUUGAGUGGAUACUUGCUUUCAAACACAAAUAUUUUAUCCAUAUUUCACAGUCACAUUGGGGAGAAUUUACAAAUAUGAUUUAUGUUUAAAAAUCUGAUGUAUCACCUACCAAUAUUUUCAGUCUUCAUCUAUUUUAUUCUAACGUGAUUGAUUGUUUCCAUUUGGAUUCAAUGGCUAUUGUGUAAGGGGAUUAUGAACAAAUUACAGGGAAAGAACAUUCCCACCAAAGCCUACAUGACUGUGCAGACUAGAAAACUGUCUGAAAGCGAAUGUAGAAUAUUCUCCUUUUAAAACUCUGCAUGGGAGUUUUACACAUACAACAAUGAAUUUUUGGUAAAAUGGAACUCAUCAACAAAUCGCCAACUAACAUCGUACUGAGCAGAAUACAGUGAUUUGUUUACUCUUUCUGGAAAGAAAAACAUUUCAUCUUAAAAUCACCAAUUCGUAGUGAAAAGCGUCAGAAAAUGCAAGAAAAAAAUCUUCAUCAGUGGAAAAUAAGACUGAGUCAUUCUUACACUUACGCAUUUAUACGCAUGGUGUCGCUCUUCACUGAGAACGUAUCCGCGACCAACCAGCCGCCCGCUUCUUCCUUCAGAGAAUAUGGCAGGCAGCGGAAAGCCACUUGCGAAACCUGCCGCAGAAGAAGGCGGUAAAAUUGGACCUUGAGAGGCAGUUUGUCGUAAGGUGUUCUGUAAACUUUAGAUGUCUCUCGAGCCUUUUGAGUGUACCAUGCUGUUUUCUUGGCGAGAAGGCCUGGGAGCCCGACAUCUGCUACUCUUGACUCUGCUCCUCGCAGCCUGGGAGGCAGGAAGCGGCCAGGUCCACUACUCGGUUCCCGAGGAGGCCAAACACGGCACCUUCGUGGGCCGCAUCGCGCAGGACCUGGGGCUGGAGCUGGCCGAGCUGGUGCCUCGCCUGUUCCGCGUGGCGUCCAAAGGCCGCGAGGACCUUCUGGAGGUAAAUCUGCAGAAUGGCAUUUUGUUUGUGAAUUCUCGGAUCGACCGCGAGGAGCUGUGCGGGCGGAGCGCGGAGUGCAGCAUCCACCUGGAGGUGAUUGUGGACAGGCCGCUGCAGGUUUUCCAUGUGGAAGUGGAGGUGAAAGACAUUAACGACAACCCGCCGGUGUUCCCGGAAAGUAAGAAAAGAAUAGGCAUUGCAGAAUUGAGACCUCCGGAAACGCGGUUCCCACUAGAUGGCGCAAGCGAUGCAGAUAUUGGAGUAAACUCGGCCUUAACCUACCGACUAAAUCCAAACGACUAUUUCGCUUUGGACACACAACAUAAUCGUGAACAAACGUCUUCAUUAUCACUCGUGUUGAGGAAAUCAUUGGACAGAGAGGAAAUUCAGGCGCAUGAUUUAUUACUGACAGCCAGUGAUGGAGGUAAACCCGAGCUGACCGGCUCAGUUCAGCUGCUGAUCAAGGUGCUGGAUGUGAAUGAUAACGCUCCAGAAUUUGACCAAUUCAUUUAUAAAGUAAGAGUGUUAGAGAACGCAUUUAAUGGAACGUUGGUGAUUAAGUUAAAUGCCACAGAUCCUGAUGAUGGUGCAAAUGGGGAUAUAGUCUAUUCUUUUAGAAGGCCUGUAUCGCCUGCUGUGGUAUCUGCAUUUACCAUAAAUCCUAACAGUGGAGAAAUUAGGACCAAGGGUAAAAUGGAUUUCGAGGAAAAGAAAUUGUAUGAAAUACCCGUGGAGGCAGUUGACAAGGGUAAUAUUCCUAUGGCGGGUCAUUGUACCGUUUUGGUGGAAGUACUAGAUGUAAAUGACAAUGCCCCAAAGGUUACAAUCACUUCUCUGUCACUCCCCAUCAGAGAGGACGCUCAACCUAGCACUGUCAUAGCCCUGAUCAGUGUGUCUGACCAAGACUCUGGGGUUAACGGACAGGUCACUUGCUCACUUACACCCUACAUCCCCUUCAAACUGGUGCCCACCUUCAAGAAUUAUUAUUCUCUGGUGCUGGAUAGCGCCCUGGACCGCGAGAGCGAGGCCGCCUAUGCUCUGGUGGUGACAGCGCGGGACGGGGGCUCGCCUUCACUGUCGGCCUCGGCCAGCGUGUCCGUGGAGGUGGCAGACGUGAACGACAACGCUCCUGUCUUCACGCAGCCUGAGUACACGGUAUUCGUGAAGGAGAACAACCCUCCCGGCUGCCACAUCUUCACGGUGUCAGCGCGCGACGCGGACGCGCAGGAGAAUGCGUUGGUGUCCUACUCGCUGGUGGAGCGGCGGGUGGGCGAGCGUGCGAUGUCGAGCUACGUGUCGGUGCACGCGGAGAGCGGCAAGGUGUACGCGCUGCAGCCGCUGGACCACGAGGAGCUGGAGCUGCUGCAGUUCCAGGUGAGCGCGCGAGACGCGGGCUUUCCGCCUCUGGGCAGCAACGUGACGCUGCAGGUGUUCGUGCUGGACGAGAACGACAACGUGCCGGCGCUGCUGCCGUCUCGGGCGGGCGGUGCGAUGAGCGAGCUGGUGCCGCGGUCUGUGGGCCCAGGCCAUGUGGUGGCGAAAGUGCGCGCGGUGGACGCUGACUCCGGCUACAACGCGUGGCUGUCUUAUGAGCUGCAGCCGGCGGCGGGCGGCGAGCGCACCCCGUUCCGCGUGGGGCUGUACACGGGCGAGAUCAGCACGACGCGCUCCAUGGACGAGGCGGACGCGCCGCGCCACCGCCUACUGGUGCUGGUGAAAGACCAUGGUGAGCCGGCGCUGGGGGCCACGGCCACUGUGCUGCUGUCACUGGUGGAGAGCGGCCAGACGCUGAAGACGUCGUCGCGGGCGUCGUUGGGCGUUGCAGGCGCUGAGGCGGCGCUGGUGGACGUCAACUUGUACUUGAUCAUCGCCCUCUGCGCGGUGUCCAGCCUGUUGGUACUCACGCUGCUGCUGUACACGGUACUGUGGUGCUCGGCGCCACCCACAGAGGGCUUGUGCGGGCCCGGGAAGCCCACGCUGGUGUGCUCCAGCGCGGUGGAGAGCUGGUCGUACUCGCAGCAGAGGAGGCAGAGGGUGUGCGCUGGGGAGGGGCCGCCCAAGACCGACCUCAUGGCCUUCAGCCCCUCUGUCCCUCCUUGUCUGAGUUCUGCAGAGUUAACAGGCCAGAGAGAAGCUGAACAAGAAAAUUUGCAAGAGCCACGACAGCCCAACCCUGACUGGCGUUACUCUGCCUCCCUGAGAGCAGGAAUGCAUAGCUCUGUGCACCUGGAGGAGGCUGGCAUUCUACGAGCUGGUCCAGGAGGGCCUGAUCAGCAGUGGCCAACAGUAUCCAGUGCCACACCAGAACCAGAGGCAGGAGAGGUGUCCCCUCCAGUGGGUGCUGGUGUCAACAGCAACAGCUGGACCUUUAAAUACGGACCAGGCAACCCCAAGCAAUCUGGUCCCGGUGAGUUGCCAGACAAAUUCAUUAUCCCAGGAUCUCCUGCAAUCAUCUCCAUCCGGCAGGAGCCUACUAACAGCCAAAUUGACAAAAGUGACUUCAUAACCUUCGGCAAAAAGGAGGAGACGAAGAAAAAGAAGAAAAAGAAGAAGGGUAACAAGACCCAGGAGAAAAAAGAGAAAGGGAACAGCACGACUGACAACAGUGACCAGUGAGGUCACCUAAUGGAAACAAGCCACUUAGCCAGUUUUUGUAAUAAUGGCAAAUCUCUCCCAUGUAGCAACUCCCUUCUCCUUUCUCCUAUCCACGUGAGCCCUCUCUUAGAGACCUCAGAAAUCUGCAGAAAGUUCCUUAUGUCUGUCUAGAUCACAUUUAACAGGUUUUGUCUUAAAAGCUUUACUAAGUCUGGUGUUAACUCUUUCUCUCCACUCUGGCUUGUUUUCAGAACCUAAAAAGCAGACCCAAGUUUCCUUUCUCCUCCGCCGCAAAGGAGAGGCUUCCCAGUCCCGCCAGUGAGAGGUUGGACUCUCUGCCCUGUGCUCCGGGGAUCCUGUCUUGAUGACACUUGCAGGGCAGGCUGAAAGGUUUUGAAAUUGAGCAGCUUGGGUGUUUGUGGUCACUGGGUAUGUGUGGCCAUUAGAGGUAAAUGAAUGUCAGACAUCAGCUGGGAUGGACCAGAUUAGACUAGCUGGUGCAAGAUGGGCUGGGAAACAAAGGCAAAAAUAUCAAUGGGAGUUAUAAGUCUGGAGGGGAAAUGUGAAACUAAAAGGGACCAGGCUUUCCUAAAUCUUAAAACUCAAGAGGUGGUGGUUACCCCCUUGCAGACAAGACUACCCCUACUAAUCAAGCUUUAGGAGUCCCUAUAGUCUGUUGGCUGUGGUGUCAUCCUAAAAGCUACAUUAUACCUACCAGUCAAUACUUCAGUGUUUAACAGGGGGCCAGCCAGGGGAACAAAAGCAGAUCUGAUGUAUUUCCUGUAUAUGUCCUUGUGCUCACUUUAUUAAAAAUUCUUUUGCACACAAUGUUCACGAAAAGGCCAGAUCCUUUUCCAACAACACAUAUGCAAAAUGAAAGAAAAAAGAAAACCCAGCACCUCACUUUAUGCUACUUGUUGUUUGAUAGAUUUAUUUAAAAAAGAGAAAUCUAUAGCUAUAAAUCUUUAAAGAGAAAUAUGAUGAAUAUGAUUCCCCUAAACUCCCCUCAAGAGAGAAUUCUGUCUACAGCCAUUUAAAUGAUCAUUGCUGCUACAGAAGUGCUUUAAGAGAAUUGCCUAAAACAUCUGUAUUAUACUGGCCACCUGCCAAUCACAGCUUUACUCUUUCAGGUCGUUCUGGGGCUGCCUCUUGCAUGUAUUAAUUACUAAAUGAAGGGUUCUUUCUCUCUCUCUUUUCUAAGAAAUAAUUAUGUGCACUUUGAAUACACAACCUUCUCCAACCAACUACAUUGACCUAUAAAUUGAAGAAAAAUAUUGUUUUCUCAUACAUACCGUGAGCAGAAUUUUCAGUCCUCUAAUUCUGUGACUUGUCUUGGUGUGCUAGCCUACACCUUCUCUUUGGUUUUGUUUUCCUUUUCUAUAACACACUGAAUUGCUAACCUUACUAACACCUGUGAUGUUACCUGAAAUCAAUCUCCCACAUGUAUGCUGUAUGCUAUUAUAAGACUCCUGAAAUAUACUUACUCUGUGCUUGUGUAUGUGAAUGUUAAUGCAACUAUUACCUAGCGUGAACUUUAAGCUUUAUUGUUGAAUGUAAUUCCAUUAUAUUUCUUUUUGUACACCUGUGAAAAAGUGGAGUAGUGCUUUUUAACCAUUGUUAAUCAGCUUUUGUGUAUGAAAGACAGUAAAAUUUCUUUCUUAAAUCAAGUCACUGGUGAUUCAAGGAAUUUUAUUUAUGGUCAGCCAAGAGCCAUCUCUUGCCAAGACUUGCUGGCAAGGGCAUGGAUAAAGCUGUUUUUUUCUAGUAACAAUUCUGGAAUGAAUAGUGAAGAUAUUCCCUGAGGGCAUGCAAGCACAAAAGUUACCAAUCUGACCUCUUAGAAGUUGCAGAAUGCUUGAAAUUCUAAUUAUAUCUGGAAUAUCAACUCAGAGAGAAUAAGAUUUAUUGUCACCUUAAAUAAGAAAUUUUAAUUUUGUUAAAAUGUACAAUUUAGAAGUUUGAUUAAUUAUUAUCUAUUUAAGCAUUAAAAUAAAAGGGGUAGGAGUCUGUUAUUUUAAAAAGCAUUAAAUCUCAAAAAACC